AUGUAUAGUACUACGUGUUGGAUUCCUAAAGCACAUUUAAGUAAUUAUCCAAUUAUACCUAAUUUUGAACAAUUGUAUAAUGAAGAGGUUCAAAGGGAUGAAAACCAAGCAAUGGAAGAAGAUGAAAUUGUUAAAAAAUAUGGACUAAGUAAUUAUGAUGACGAUGAAGACGAUUAUGCUAAAUAUGCAUUAACUAAACAAGGAGAUGGAUUUGACCCUGAUAUGGAAGAAGAUGAUUCUGAGGUGGAAGAGAAUUUAAUUGCUGAUACAGACUCAGUGUUAAUAGCUGGGAUGUUUGAUAAUGUAGAAGUUGACUACAGAUUAGAGUUUGUUGUUAUGGAACAAAGUGCUGACAAUAAGUAUAUUCACCAUGAUAUUCUUAUGCCAAAUAUUCCAUUAACAACAUCUUAUCUUGAUAUGGGGUCUUGCCCAAUUAAUGGAGUAAAAAAUAUUGUAGCUGUUUCAUGUUUAGGUAAGCCAUUAGAAUUAUGGAACAUUGAUUCUUUGGAAGAUACAACACCAUUAGUUGUAUUGGAUCCAACGAAUGGUGCUAUAAUAAAUCAAGCGAGAGAAAUUAAUGACAAAUUUGAUGACAAUGCAACUGUAUUAUCUGUUGGAUGGAAUUCAUUACAAAAAAAUAUAUUAGCUACAGGAUCUGCUGAUCAUAUUAUUAGAUUUUGGGAUUUAGCCUCAAUGAAAGUUGCACAUCAAUUAAACCAUCAUCAAGGGAAAGUUCAGGUUUGUAGUUGGAAUCCUAUAGAUGGAUCUGUUUUGGCUACUGGAUCAUUUGGAGAAAAUGGCUCUCAAGCAGCGAUGUAUCUUCUUGAUGCUCGACAACAAAAAACAUUGGGAAAUUGGUUCUGUCAAUGUGAUAUGAAUGAUUUUGUUUGGAACAAUGAUGGAAGACUUUUUAUGAUAACUUUUGAAGAUGGUAGGGUAGAAUUACGGGAUAUGAGAAAUCUUAAUAACCCUGUUUGGGAACUAGUUGCUCACGAGAAAGUUUGUACAUCUGCUUCUAUUUACAAUAAUGGUAUUUUUGCAACUGGAGGUGAAGACAAAUAUGUUAAAAUAUGGGAUGCUAAAGGUGGUAAACCUUAUAUGUUGAAACAAAUUGAUUGUAAAGGGGAUGUCUUAGCAUGUUCUUGGUGUCCAGAUAUUAAUGGAAUGUUAGCUGUAGGAGGAGAAUUUGGAUUAAAAUUCCUCUCUGCGUUAAGAUGA
Entamoeba dispar SAW760 is the source of this 1218-nucleotide messenger RNA. Its product is annotated as WD-repeat protein, putative. Gene Ontology annotation, cellular component: nucleus. Gene Ontology annotation, molecular function: protein binding. The transcript has a single exon. The coding region runs from base 1 to 1218 and encodes 405 amino acids. Lineage: Eukaryota; Evosea; Mastigamoebida; Endamoebidae. The record is from RefSeq and is a predicted model, not a curated record. Gene Ontology annotation, biological process: rRNA processing.